Molecule: messenger RNA, 1742 nt
Organism: Phalaenopsis equestris
Lineage: Eukaryota; Viridiplantae; Streptophyta; Magnoliopsida; Asparagales; Orchidaceae
Exons: 3
Coding region: 383-1411 (342 amino acids)
Source: RefSeq, a predicted model, not a curated record
UAAAUAUUGGCUUUAGAUAAGCAUGGAAGAAAUGUCAUUUGUAAUAUAUCAUGGCGACCUAAAUGGUUAUCAUUUCCCUCGUCCAGUGUAACCAAGCCGGAGUGGCACGAUAUAGAGAUCGAGCGAGCCAUCUCAGACUUCUAUUCUCGUUUCGUUGUCUAUUCUUCCGCGGAAUCAGUUUGGUCCCUCGUUGGAUGAAUGAUUUAUCAACUAUUAUGUCGGAAAGGGAUAGAGGAGGAGAGACUAGGGAACCGUGAGGGUACCUUCCCAACACCCCCGCAAUCCUCAAAAUACCUCUCUUAAAACUGUGCUCUUCUUCUGUUUUUGGGUUGCUAAUCUUCAUUUGAACCGGUCAAACAUAUGAUCCAUUCCAAAUAACCAAAUGAGCAGUAUAUCUGAUCAAAAUAUGGAGCCAAAUCAACAAGACAAUUCCUACAACACAACCGUUAGUCCAAUGAAGCGCAAGCGGGGUCGUCCUAGAAAGAAUGGACGUCAGGAUGAAGUCUGUCGAAUUGAACCUAAUAAAAGACGAAAGCAAUGCACGGUGCUUCAAAGUUCAAGUUUCGAAGACGGGUUAGUGGGUCGAGAGGUUUUUUGCUCUUUUAUUGGAGUAUUUGAUGCUGGAUAUUUGCUAAAUGUUAGAGUGGGUGGCUCCGGCCCCAUCCUGACUGGUUUGGUGUUCGAUCCCCGGCUCUGUAUUCCAGUUUCGGCCGAAAACGACAUCGCCCCACAUCUCCCGAUGCUUGGAAGAAAUGUUUUUUACCCUCUGGUUGAGGAAGGUUUUAUCAACCAAGGAGAUGAUUCUUCGCGGGAUGGUUCGGAACAAAAUGGACUUAGGCGACAUAUUCGACCUAAAGAAUCUCCGACCACGUCUUCCUUUACGAGCCAUGAGCAAACUGAUCAGCAGUUGAACAUGACAGAGGAAACCCCAAAUAUUCCGAAAACUUUGAAGGUUUUUUCUGAGGGUGGAGCUAUGGAAACUUCCGACCAGAACCUGCUAACCUCGUCCAGCUUUUCAAAUGUUUAUAAUUCUUCAUUGCUUCCGAUGGCCACAUCUUCAGAAGUUUCCAAACCUUCCAAUGUUUCAGACCCUCCAGAACUUCCUGAAGAGGCACUGUUGAAGACCAAUGAAGCAGCUCUUGAUGUUUCUAACGACCUCCAUGUUGAUAUUCUUAAACCUUCUAAUAUUUCUAAAGAAGCACCUUCUGUUGUUUUGAAGCCUUCAGAAGCUUCAGAACUCGCCCAAAAUAUUAAUUUGGAUGAGCUUAAAUCUUCAGUUUCACCUUUUGAGGACGCCCGGAUUUUAGAGCAUCAAACCUUAAGAACUGGGAACAUUCCUGAAGAAAGUUUAUCAUCAGAAAAAUCAUCACAGGGAACAGUGGGAACAUCAGAAGAUCCAAAAAUUGGUUGAUUAACUUGGCGAUGGCUAUGGCGCAGAAGGAUAUGCUAAUUCUGGAUAUAGGCACCGGAGUUAAUUUUUUUAGCUCAUCUGGACAUCUAUUCUGUGAAUUUUCCAUGACAACUAGCUCAUGCUCGUGGCUAUGAUAGAAGCAGGAGAAAAAACCUGUUUAGAAAUUAUGGAUUAAACAUUACAGUUUUUAUGGAACUGAGUAUUUAUAUUCUAGUCUGCAUCUUUUAAGCUAUAUAGGAUUUGUUUUUCUUCUCCUCUGUAGAGAUCCGCAUAUGAUAACUUGUUUUUUUCCCUGAUACAUUUGUGAAUUGCAGUUCCUUCAGGACAUGCA